This is a messenger RNA of Protopterus annectens (West African lungfish), 1683 nucleotides long. Its product is annotated as urotensin-2 receptor-like. The record is from RefSeq and is a predicted model, not a curated record. NCBI's taxonomy places the organism in Eukaryota, Metazoa, Chordata, Ceratodontiformes, Protopteridae. Gene Ontology annotation, cellular component: membrane. The transcript has a single exon. Bases 427 to 1542 code for a protein of 371 amino acids. Gene Ontology annotation, biological process: regulation of blood pressure; neuropeptide signaling pathway; blood vessel diameter maintenance. Gene Ontology annotation, molecular function: urotensin II receptor activity.
UGAAGAAUUGUAACACAUCUUCAAGGGAGACAUAGCCUGUAAGUUUCUCAUUGCUGCUAAAACACUUGCUACUAGGUUUACACAAAGGGUCUCAGAAGUUUGCACAGAGAAGAGAAAAAAAACAGAAAGAAAAAGAGAAGGCUCGUGUGUCCAGUUGGUGGUAGUAUUACAGUGAAAAAAUGCUCUGGCUGGUCACACUGGUGUGGAAAAAACUUUUUUUAAAAAGGAAAAGUGAAGCCAAGGUAGGAAGAAAGAGAGAGCAUUCAGCUGGUAAAGGGACUAGAACCGUAUUUCUGCUUUGCGGAAGAAGUCAUUUCUUCUGAAUGCUUUGACAGACUCAACUCAGAAAUGAACAGCCUUCCCUACAGAGCAAGCACUUAAAUUCAUUUAUUCAUAUUUAUUUUAUACAGAUAUAGAUGAACAGCAAUGGAGUUAAUAGAAGAGAAUUACCUGCUGCAGAAACACAAUCACAUUUCUCUGAAUUUCACAGUUAAUAUUUCGGAUAUGGACCUGCCAACUAGCAAUUCUACUGACAAUGUUGUUGUGACUUCCAUUAUUGGGACAGUUUUAUCCUUAAUGUGUGUUGUUGGAGUGGCAGGUAACCUUUAUACCUUGAUUGUCAUGUGCCAGUCCAUGAGGUCAUUCACCUCAAUGUAUGUCCACAUAAUGAACCUAGCCCUGGCUGACCUGUUGUACCUGUCUACCAUCCCUUUCAUUGUCUAUAACAGUUUUGUAAAAGACUGGUACUUUGGACUCAUCGGAUGCAGAAUCCUGCUGACCCUCGACCUUCUCACCAUGCAUGCCAGCAUCUUCAUUCUGACUGUUAUGAGCACAGAGCGCUACAUAGCAGUAGUGAAGCCUUUCAACACUGUCAAAAGGACUAAGAAUUACAGAAAGUUGAUUGCCUUGGCUGUCUGGAUACUCUCCUUCCUUCUGACACUUCCCAUGAUGGUAAUGAUUCACCUAGAGGAGAGGCGGGUAGAUAAUGGCACUAUAAGGCGAUUGUGUACACCAACGUGGAGUGAUGAGCAAUAUAAAGCCUAUCUAACUGUCCUUUUUACUACAAGCAUAUUGGGCCCAGGAGUUAUCAUUGGGUACUUGUACAUCAGCUUGGCUCGGACUUACUGGAUUUCCCAGACCAAGAAUCUUUUGAAUAAAGAGGCACCGAGAGCACCAAAGCACAAAGUAAUUUAUAUGAUCUUUGUCAUUGUUCUGACCUUUUGGGCCUGCUUUCUACCCUUCUGGGUCUGGCAGAUGGUUCCCCUGUACAGCCCAGAGUCACUCCGUAUCUCCAUCCAGACGGAAAUCUAUGUCAACCACAUGGUAACAUGCCUCACCUACAGUAACAGCUGCAUUAACCCCUUUCUCUACACUCUCCUUACCAAAAACUACCGAGAAUAUCUCCGUAACAGGCAGAGAGGGAAUAUGGCUUCUGUCUCCUUUAAAAGAAUGAUUGACAUACCAGUCAACUUGGCUAGACGGUCAUUGUCUCUGGGAAGUCAGCACUGCACUGAAACCAUGGUUAUUAAUCAAGUUAAAUGACUUGAUUACCGUCUGAUGGGGUUAACAAAAUGGGGAAACUAUGAGUUAUGGCAGAGGUAAUGAACUUGUUAUAUUUAUGAAUGAGACCAAACCCAAGCUUUUUGUGUGACAAUCAUUUAAAUAAAUGAAGUGCAAUAUGCC